UUGACCCUUGUUAACUACUGUUUUCUAAGAAUUUCAAGUGACGUGACCGUCAACUUUUAUGUUGUGCUUGUUAUACAGAAGACUGGAGAAGAAGAUUCACUGGAAAUUCAUUCGCCAGCUCAGAAGGUGUCUUCGGAGGCUGAGGUCCAGAAGCUAUUGGACAUUCCUCGUCCGCUCAGUAGCUCCGAGGAAGAUCGGCUGAAAUCGCUCCUCAAGAAGAUACCAUUCGGAGAGUUUGCUUGGAAUUGCUAUCUGGCUAAGCGUCGUCGAUACGAUGAAGUGACAGAGCUCUCUAUUCCACCCAAUGCUGGUCGCAACGAGGCUGUUUUGGAAUAUCAACAGUUGUUGCCUAUAGUGAAGAAACUUCGUCAGAAUUUACCGACAACAAAGAGAUUAUCCUGGCCGAGUCAUAUUAAAGAGGCCAUACAGAAAUUUGAGAGUGAGAACGGUUCUUCCUCACCAGCUCGAGAAAGAGACUUACCAAUAAUUGAUCGAGGAAAAACCCCUGUUCGAUUGCUGAGAAGACAAUCGAAUGCUGACGCUCGAAAGCGUACAGCCGCCACUGCUCUGCAACAGCUAUCUAUCAAUUCUCCGCAGCUUUCAAGCCUGUCUGAUAAAUCUCCACCCGCUGCUAAACGUGCCCUCAUGGACCUCAGUGAAGAUGACGUAAUUAUACCGGAGGACAUCCCGAUCAAUACGUUAAACAACAUAGCGGACAUUCUACGGACGCCCAAGGCGCGCGCUUGUGCAGCUGCACGUGCAGAAUCGCAACGGAAAUGGACAGACAAGACACCAGAAGCAGAAGUUGAACGUCCAGCUCCGAGAAGUAUUCUGAAGUCUGGGAAAACUGUUGAACGUAGUCAGCCUCGUAAUCGUCUACAGUUUAAACUUCCUCCAUCACUUCCAUCAUCUACUGAACAACACGCGAUUUCUGGGACAUCCAGUUCGGAAGUUCUCGGGAAAAUGACUCAGGUUUGCAACCAUUCC
Cooperia oncophora is the source of this 987-nucleotide messenger RNA. The record is from the annotation of a GenBank genome assembly. Lineage: Eukaryota; Metazoa; Nematoda; Chromadorea; Rhabditida; Trichostrongylidae.